Molecule: messenger RNA, 1284 nt
Organism: Prorocentrum cordatum
Lineage: Eukaryota; Dinophyceae; Prorocentrales; Prorocentraceae
Source: the annotation of a GenBank genome assembly
AGCCCUCUCCCGCGCCCCGCCGUGGCGGACCCGCCGGACCCGAUGGCGGCGCGCCGCAGGGAGGCCGGCUGCUGCCUCGGCGGCGUCGGACGCCUCCUGGGGCGCGGCGGGGCUGCGAGCGGGAGCGCCAGCGCCUCCGCCGCCGCCGCCCCGCCCCCCGCUCUGCCACCGGGAGCCGAGGAGGCCUUGCUCACAUUGAGGGAGCUGGUCGGUGCCGCGGCGCAGGAGGAGGCGCGGCAGCUCGAGGUGAGCCUGGACAUAGAGCUAAAGGGCGUGUGGUCCAGACUGGCGGCCGCGAGGUCGCGGGGGAGGCCUUCGCGGAUGAAGCUGCGGGGCGUCGGCAGGCAUGACACCGUGGCUGGUUGCGAGCAGCUGAUCAACAAGCGGACGAGUGCACCAAAGAGGCAUACAGUGGCGAUGGGCUGCCCUCCGGAGUUUUUACCACGUCGACCUUCAUCGGCGUCAGGCAGCGGUGACGAGCUGUCCCGGGACCACGAGGUGCACAGCGACGAGGCGCACUCCACGGACGACGGGCGCCUGGACCACGGUCGCGCGACCCGCUCGAGCGGCUCACGCUCGAGCUCCGUCAGCAGCUCGCGGCGCGGCUCGGCGGCGCGCUCGAGCUCCAUCGGCAGCUCCCGGCGCGGGUCGACCCGGGUGGUAUCCUUCCCGUGGGACGGCACCAUGACACAGAGCGACGACGAGGAGGACGGCGACAAGGAGGAGACCGCCUUCGAGCAGAAGUCGUCGAUGGGCGGGUGCUCCGACGGGGGCUCGAGCAGGACGCUAUCGUGGCGAGCGGACGCGCUGGACAUGGGCGACAGGCUCGCGUCGUCGUCGGCCGCAAAGAAGGGCGGCGCGUCUGUGGACUCCAUCGUAGACUUGGUGACCGCGGAGCGCGAGCGCUGGGAGGAGGAGAAGCAGGCGCUGGAGACUCGCCUCGAGGAGCUGAAACAGGAGCAGCAGGCUAUGAUGACGGAUCGGAAAGACCCAGAGAAGGAGAGCUUGAAGGCGCAGUUGCAGGACUUGCGGAAGACCAUCAAGUCCCGCAGCCGCUUCGGCGCGUGGAUGUGCGAGCGGCACAUGCAGGAGAGCGACGACGAGGACGACGGCAACGCCGACAAGGAGGUGCUCCGCGCACAGCUCCAGGCCCUGAGGGAGGAGGUGCGCAGCGCUCGGCUGGAGGCUCGCGCCAAGAUGCGGGCGCAGCCUGGGUGCGCUGGAGCUGCGCGGGCGUAAGCGUGCUGCCCGGAGGCUGGACAGAAGCGCCUGCCUGCCGAAGAA